UCUAGAACCCCAAGGAGGGGGUGGAGAAGGGGGGCACUGGGGUGGGGGCGCCGGGCCUCUGCCCCCCUGUCUCUGGGCCUCCUCCUCCCUGGCCCCUUGCUCUCUCCUUCUUCUGCCUCAUCUUCUCAUCUCUUUCCUUUUCCUCCCCUUCUGGGCUCCCCUCCCUCACCCAGCUUCUGCCCUGCCUGCCCUGACCUGCUGGCCUCCCUCCCCCAUCAUCGUCACCCCCCUUCCGCCCUAGAGGAGUUAGGCAGCUCUGCCAGCCCUGCAGACUGUUUGGAAUAGUUUAAAUGCUUUGACACUCGGGCUGUACUGGAUGGCAGGGUGGCAGUUUGCUGGGUAAUUCAUAUGCAAAACUGCACUAUAAAUUUCCAGGCUGUCUCAGUUGCCGUGGCACCACGAAGCGUCUCUCCACGUACAGUACAGUAUUUCUGCCAUCUUUGUUUGCAUUGCAGUGAGUCAUCAAAAGUCUGUCUUGUACCAACACCCGGAGCCGCGCAUUCCUCUGGCACCAACACUCCACUGUUUUUAAAGCUGGGGCUGGGAGCUGGCAUUUACUUCGGCUCCCAAAUCAAAGGCGGCUAUUCAUUCCCGAGAGCUGCCUGAAUGUCCGUCUGCAUCCGGCCUCUUCAUUUAGAUGCUGUGCGCUGCCCCAGAGAGCUGGGCUGGGUGCAGCUGAGCCGCGGCCGAGCCCAGCUCCGAGACUCUCUCUCUGCCCUCCUCCUCCUCCUCCUCCUCCUCCUCCUCCUCCUCCUCCUCCUCCUCCUCCUCCUCCUCCUCUCCCGGCUCCUCGCGCCCUCCCCACCCCAAGGGCUCCCGCUCCGUUUGCUGCAUUCUCCGAGCAGCUGGCGGCUGCGGGCGGCCGGCGUGCGGGCAAGCCUGCCCCUGCCAGGCUGAGCGGGCAGUGCCGGGGCCACGGCGGCAGCGGCCAAAGAUGUGCCCCGCUCGGCUGCUCCCGCGCUGAGAGUCUGAGGCGAGCCCACGGUGCCUGCCCGCCAUGUCGCAGACGCUGCACAUCGAGAUCCCCAACUUCGGGAACACCGUGCUCGGCUGCCUCAACGAGCAGCGCCUGCUGGGCCUCUACUGCGAUGUGUCCAUUGUGGUCAAGGGCCAGGCCUUCAAGGCCCACCGGGCCGUCCUGGCCGCCAGCAGCCUCUACUUCCGCGACCUGUUCAGCGGCAACAGCAAGAGCGCCUUCGAGCUGCCGGGAACCGUGCCGCCCGCCUGCUUCCAGCAGAUCCUGUCCUUCUGCUACACGGGCAGGCUGACCAUGGCGGCCAGCGAGCAGCUCGUGGUCAUGUACACAGCCGGCUUUCUGCAGAUCCAGCACAUCGUGGAGCGUGGCACAGACCUCAUGUUCAAGGUGAGCUCGCCCCACUGCGACUCGCAGACCGCCAUGAUCGAGGACGCCAGCUCUGAGCCCCAGAGUCCCUGCAACCAGCUGCAGCCGGCCGCUGCCACCGCCCCCCCAUACGUCGUGUCCCCCUCCGUCCCCAUCCCGCUGCUGACCCGCGUGAAGCAUGAAGCCAUGGAGCUGCCGCUAGCCGCCGGCCCGGGCCUGGCCCCCAAGCGCCCGCUAGAGACGGGGCCCCGGGACGGCGGGACGGCGGCGGUGGGUCCUGCGGUUGCGGCGGGCACGGCCCCUCUCAAGCUGCCCCGGGUCUCCUACUAUGGGGUGCCCAGCCUGGCCACCCUCAUCCCCAGCAUCCAGCAGGUGCCCUACUCCCAGGGGGAGCGGACCAGUCCGGGGGCCAGCAGCCUGCCCACCACCGACAGCCCCACCUCCUACCACAACGAGGAGGAUGAGGAGGAUGAUGAGGCCUACGACACCAUGGUGGAGGAGCAGUACGGCCAGAUGUACAUCAAGGCCACGGGCAGCUAUGCAGUGCAAGAGAAGCCGGAGCCAGUGCCGCUGGAGAGCCGCUCCUGCGUCCUCAUCCGCCGCGACCUCGUGGCCCUGCCCGCCAGCCUCAUCAGCCAGAUUGGGUACCGCUGCCACCCCAAGCUCUACUCCGAGGGGGACCCUGGCGAGAAGCUGGAGCUGGUGGCAGGCUCUGGCGUCUACAUCACUCGUGGCCAGCUGAUGAACUGCCACCUGUGCGCAGGAGUGAAGCACAAGGUCCUGCUGCGGCGCCUGCUCGCCACCUUCUUUGACAGGAACACGCUGGCCAACAGCUGUGGUACGGGCAUCCGCUCCUCCACCAGUGACCCGAGCCGCAAGCCGCUGGACAGCCGAGUCCUAAACGCUGUGAAACUAUACUGUCAGAACUUCGCGCCCAGCUUCAAGGAGAGCGAGAUGAACGUGAUUGCCGCAGACAUGUGCACCAACGCCCGCCGCGUCCGGAAGCGCUGGCUGCCCAAGAUCAAGUCCAUGCUCCCUGAGGGCGUGGAGAUGUACCGCACGGUCAUGGGCGCCUCGGCCGCCAGCACACCCCUGGACCCCGAGUUCCCGCCCGCCGCGGCGCAGGUGUUCGAGCAGCGCAUCUACGCUGAGCGGCGGGGUGACGCAGCCACCAUCGUGGCUCUGAGAACUGACGCCGUGAAUGUCGACCUGAGCGCCUCCACCAACCCCGCCUUCGAAGCCGGCGAGGAGGCGGACGGGGCCGGCUCUGUCAUCCAGGAGGUGGCUGCGCCCGAGCCACUGCCCGCCGACGGCCAGAGCCCCCCGCAGCCCUUCGAGCAGGGCAGCGCCAGCACCAGCCGGCCCGCGACGCCGGCCGCGGCCAGAAGACAGGAGGGCCCGUACUCGGGGACCUUGUAGGCGACGACAAGGCCAGGACCCGGCGCGGAGCUGGUACUGAAGCUGCUUGCAUGCGUUACUAAUACAGACAAAUGUGAUCAAGCCACUUACCUACUGGACUGCUACUGUUGCCUGAAAAAAAUGUGAUUUUUAUUCUGCUUGUAUUUAAAAUUUAUGAAGGAAACAAAUGCAUUCGUUAUACUGUAAACGAUUAGGCCACUGGCGACCUAGUUGUGAGAAAGGUCCCGGGGCUCCUUUUUGAUAUUCGAGAGGUUAGUCUCCAAGUUGUAGCUUCCCCUCCCCGUCGUGGGGAGGGGGCGAGAGGCCGCCUGGCCUGGGACUCAGCGCCGCCGGCCUCCCGCCCCUCCUGCUCCCUCCGCCCGCCCGGGACGAAGCCAGGGGCCUUGUUGUGGGAGCAUGUGUCUCGGGACCCUUGUUCCUUACCCAUGGGACCCCCUCACCUCUCUGGGGCCACGGGCCAGGGCUGGGCCCCCAGGGGCCAAACUCCUCGUUUUCCCUUCUGAGACUCCGGAGCCAGGCCUGCCGGGUCCACUGUGUGGGAUGUGGGUGCGUGUGUGGGAGUGUGUGAGCGUGUGUGAGCGUGUGUGAGCCCGUGUGCAGGGAACAGUGGUAAUGGCACGGUGGUGGGUCCUGCUAGUCACUGCACGUGGACAAAGUGUUCUUGGCUGUGUCUGUUCUCCUGCCCCACGCCCGUGGGGUCUGCCCCACCCCUGCAGCUCCACAGACCCUAUGUCCACCUGGGACCGAGCACCCACUGGCUCCCACCUGGCCACCUGCCUGGCCGUCCACCAUCCUGUGGGGUGGGGCCACCGCCCCUGGUGCAGCCCACGCAGCCCUCAGCCACGUUGGGUUUGUGUUUGUUUAUUCAUUUUCGUCUUAACUCAGAUCUAUUUCAUAUAUGGUUUGGAAACUUUCCAACCCAAAAGAGCAAAAAAAUUGGGGAAGAUUGGGUGUCCCUGCCCCAACCCACUAUGGCAUAGGGUUGGGUCCAUCUGUCUACCAUGUCCCCUAUUCGCACCCCAGCCCUGGGCCAGGUCCCACUCACCUCCCUUUGGGGGCAGGGGUCCCAGGGAGGUGCAUCGGGGUGUGCAAUGGAGGAAGGGGUGGGGCCCUGUUUGGCGGGAGCUGGAGUCCAGGCUGGGGCUGGAGCAAGGCCCCCUCAGUGCUGGGCUCCCCCAUACGUGCUCUGAGCCUUGGGGUGUGCCUGCCUCUGAGGCAGUGGGUGGGUGGGCGUGGAGCUGGGGUGGGGUACAGGUGCAGAAGGCUGGGAAUGCAUGGGGUGGGGUGUAGGAGUUGUUGCUUUGAGGCUGGAAUGCUCACUGUGGCAUUUAAUUGAUGUCUUUGGGGAAGGGGCACAGGCUGUCCCAAGUGUUGGUGUCCAUUUGUUCAGAGGCUGCCUUCCCCCAAGUCCCAGGCAGCCUCCAGGUGUGGCCAGAGGCACCCCUCACCCCCUGCUGCUUCCUCCUGCCCCCUUGCCCGACAGAUGUGGCUUGGCCCCCCUGACCUGCAAAGCUGAGGGGGCGCCUGGCCCCCCGCGGGUCCCAGCCUGGGACAGCCUGUGCAAAGGCUUGGGUGCUUUCCCACCCAGGCUCCUCGUCCUGCUGACUGCCACCCUCCCGUAUGGCGGGCCCUUGGGAGACCUCGGGUAGGGGUGGGGUAGGAGUAGGGGUGCCUUCCAGCCAGGCAUAUGCAUGCCUGUCCUCCAGAAAGCUCUCAUGGCUUCCAGACCAGGGCAGGGGGCCCUGGAUGGGCACCUGGGGGCUAAUCAGCCCCACUACCCUCCCCUCCCUGCCCAGGCACAGGGAAGGCCAGGCCCUGGGGUCCUGGCCCGCAGGAGCCACAGCUCCUUCCUGCUGGGGCUGUGAACCCCCCACCUGGCCCAGAGGCGGCCCUCUCUCUGGGAGGAGGCCUGCUCCGUCUCAGGCCCAGGUGGGGUUGGAGUGGGCACAGCCCGGCCCACAGCCCAGGAGGGACCAGGACCAAGCCCUCCUGGAGUUGGGAGGGGGCCACGCCCCCCAGGUCCUCAGGGGGUGGGGCGGGGCACUGGUGGUGGUGAGGCCGCCCUGACCCCACCAUCUCCCCUCCGGAUCAGCUCAUCUGCCCCUGCCUCGCAUUUGCACUUUUGUCUGACCACCCCUGGGGACCUCCAGGAGCUGGCCGCCCAUCCGGCUGUUGACAGAAGGGCUCGCUCUCCCCUUUCCUCCCUCAGACAUGGGCACGCCCCGACCCGAGGCCAGGCUGGGAGGGGUUCAGCGGGCAGAGGAGGCGGUGGCCUCCGGAGAAGGCCUGACACCCCCCUCUCCGCUCAGGCCAGCACAAUGUCCCCGUGACCUCUGUCCUUUACUUGUUUUAUAAUCGCCGUCUGUUCUGUUGUUCUGGGUAAGGAAGGCAAGAGCUGUAGGUGAAACUUUAAUAAUAAUCAAAUGUGAAUGGUUCUGCGCUCUCCCUGCGCCCCGGGUGGGCCAGGCCGAGCCUUUUGCACUAAUGUGUCCCGCGGUGGACGUGGGUGGGGAGCGUUUGCAGACGGGCAUGGCUGUUGAUUCUAUCUGCCGGGGCGCUCCCUCCGCGUCCUGAAUGUUCCGCGGGGCAGGCGGCGGCGGGCCUGGGCUCGGAGCGGCCUUCCAGAGUGCCUUAGCAUCUUUUAAUCAUUUUUCCCAAGGAAAUCCAAUUCAGAGAACCGAACCCUCCCCCCCUCUGUUUACAAGACAACUAAUUCCUGUCCUGUGAGCGUGGUCCUGACUCACCCAGACCCUGUAGACCGAGAGACGAGCCACUCAGUACUUGUAAGAUGUGUGCACCUUUAUCCCUAAGCUUGGCUGUUAGCAAUACGCAUAUACUACUUAGUCUAUAUAGAGCUAAGUCCUAUCAGCGCCUUUCGAGGAAAGAAGGGCUGGGCCGUGUCCCGGCGGCUGCAGCAGCCGCUUGCCCUCUCCUGCCCUCCCCAGCAGGACGGGGUGUGCGGCAGGAGGUAGCUGGGACGAGUGCAAAGGUCCAGGAGGAGGGCCCGGGAGAUGUGACAGAUACUGUGAGUUUGGGGGCCGCCCGGCCGGCGCGCCUCGGUACUUGAAUCCUGUCUUUCUGCACUGUGUCUGGUCUCGCCCAGAGUUCUCUGUGGUUGCUUCACUUUGCAUUUGACUCGAUUGUCUUACCUUGCCCCUGAAUGUGGACGAGAGACCAGGGGAGAGGCCUCUGGGUGUGCAGCCUGUGGCCGCAGCCCGCUGUCCUCUUGCCGGGGCUCCGGGAGCUGGGUGUGUUUCUCCUCUGUGAAAACUGAUUCCUUGGCAGUGAUUGUGUUUAGGGACGGGAGGGAGGGAUGCAGAGGCUGGGCCCGGGAGGGGCAGGGGCAGGCCGGCCCACGGAGCCUGCUCCAUGGUCUGGGGGGACUCUGGUGUGCCUGGCCCUGACCUGUCCCCCUUAAAUGGCCGGAACCUUCUGGCACUGGCCCCGUGCGUGCCACCCCAGCCAUUUAGUGCUUAGAUUCCCCUCUAACGGGUUCUUUUUAUGGCAAUGUCUUGCUGCAAGUAGAAAAAGGCCUAUGGCCCAUUAACCAACUGAAAACUCAGAGAAAACCUGUUUGCCUCUGCCAGCAGUAAAUCCUAAACACAGAACUGAGAGUUCAUAGCCGUCUUGAGCUUUAACUACUGUUUCAGAACGCUGCUGCUGCACAGAUCGGUGACGCCAGCCAGCCCGCUCCGAGCCCGGCCCUGCUGGGGGCCGGAGACCGGCGGGGCUCAGAACCAGAGGUUUCUAAUCUGGCAAGGGUUUCUGGGUUUUGUGUGUUUGUUUGUCUUUUGUUUAUUUGGGGGAGAAAAGUGAAAAGGAAAAUUAUGCAGAAUCGAAAGCAUUCAGAUUGGACAACCUGCUUGAAUUCUGAUCAGUCGCUUCAUUGUUAGUGUUUUGCACAUGAUUGUAAUUUUUAUGUCAAAAGAAGCCAAAACUUGCAAUACUAUUUUUAGCAGACAAAAAAAAAUAAGAACUACGUAUAAAACGUCUAAAUAUUUUUGACUUGAACAUUUGGAUGGCACUGGGUGCAAAUAGACCGUUCAUCCUUCGGACGGAGUGUUUGGAAAAAAGAGACUUUUAAAAAGGAGACGGUUGUCGUAAAGUGUCUGUGGAGGAGUUAAGUAGUACUGUAACUCACGACUGUUAAACAUGAAUAAAUAAACGAACUGUCCCUGUGCUGUAAUAAAAGAGGCUUUUUUCACAGUAACACUGAGUUUAAUUUCAGCCACAGAAGAGGCUACCUUUUUUUCUCUUUUUUCUUUUCUUUUUUUUUUUUUCGGUUGAAGAAGGAGGAAGCCUCUGUUUGCUCUUCCUGCGCCUCCCUCUCCUUUUGCUGCUACUCGGCAGAGUCCAGACUGUCGCUUUUUAGCCACGGCUGACACCGUAUCGUAACUCAGACCACAGAAUCCGCCAGCGACCAGGAAACCGAGGGGCUUCCAGUGCUCAGAGCCAGUUUCAGGAGGUGGAAAUCCGUUACAAACAAACAAAAGGAUGUGAUUGUUCGUUGUAAAGCGCUUUGUAAAAUUCACAUUUACAGAAUAAUAAAGUCAGUUCAAACCCA
This is a messenger RNA of Camelus dromedarius (Arabian camel), 7325 nucleotides long. RefSeq names its product NACC family member 2 (gene NACC2). NCBI's taxonomy places the organism in Eukaryota, Metazoa, Chordata, Mammalia, Artiodactyla, Camelidae. Gene Ontology annotation, biological process: regulation of transcription by RNA polymerase II. Gene Ontology annotation, molecular function: DNA-binding transcription factor activity, RNA polymerase II-specific; protein binding; RNA polymerase II cis-regulatory region sequence-specific DNA binding. Bases 998 to 2761 code for a protein of 587 amino acids. The transcript has 6 exons. The record is from RefSeq and is a predicted model, not a curated record.